Molecule: messenger RNA, 1800 nt
Organism: Beta vulgaris subsp. vulgaris (sugar beet)
Lineage: Eukaryota; Viridiplantae; Streptophyta; Magnoliopsida; Caryophyllales; Amaranthaceae
Exons: 7
Coding region: 478-1536 (352 amino acids)
Molecular function (GO): protein binding
Source: RefSeq, a predicted model, not a curated record
ACUAGUACAAAAUCUACACCUGGAAGUCUGGAACUUCAUCUACAUGGUCAUUCACUCAUGCUCAAUUUUAUCAUCACCACAAAGCCCAGCUCAAAAUCAAAAGACAAAGCUCAAAACAAAGGACAAUUUCAUCACAACGUUGCACGAAAUAGGCCUACGUAAAAAGCAUCAUUUCAGGCCCAUCGCAUCUCUCUACCCAACUCUUUCCCUCUCUCCUCAACAUUUGCUUCUCACCUUUCAAACUUUUCUGGAAAGGGGGAAAAAACAAAAAUAAAAAACCCUAAUUUUGAAAUCAACCUUCACUGUAAACUGCAAAUUACUGCAGAUUUCAGCUUCAAUCUUCUUCUGUUGCUCAGAAAUUUUCUAAUGCUUAAUUCAUCCAUAAAUUUACAUUCUUCUGUUUCUUGAGCUUUGAAAUUUAACAAAUUCGCACUCGAAUUUUACUUUGGAGGUUUCCACGUUGUUUGAGAUUUUGUGAUGUCGGAGAAUUCGAGGUCAGGUUUUACCGUUACUCUUGGGCGUAGUGGUCGGGUGGUCAAGAGGGCAGGUGGGUCAUCAGAGGCGGGGAUACUUAAUGGUGGUCCAAUUACAGGAAGCAAACGAUCUAUCAGAGAUAGGCUGGGUGGUGGUAGUUCUGACGAUCGAGAUCACCAAUACAACAAGCGGCAUCGUGGGGAGGGUUAUGGCACAAGUAGCGUAAAUGAUGUGCAUCUUCGUAAAGAUGAUCUUCGAUUUAAACUGAUGCAAAAAAACACGAAUCGGCAAUCUCCCAAAAGUGAUUCACAUGGUAAUAUUGAUCUCCGAGAUAAACUGUUGAGUAGGACCUCUCGUCCUUCAGUAGAUAAUAAGAUCAUGCGUCCUCCUGAAUCUACUGUUAGUGUACGACAUCCUUUGGGUGAACCCAGGGAUCCAGGGAUAGUAAGGCACACUGUUGUCGGAGCCAGGGACACCAGCAUAUUAGGGCGAUAUCCUUCCUCACGGAACCCUAGUGACUUAUCCACAGUUGUCCCUAGUCGACCUUAUACUUCGUGGACUUUGGAAAAUUUGAGACGAAGAUCUCCAGAGAGGCUUUAUCAUUCUUCGGCUCGUAGAGAGCUCUCUCCUGAAAGGAGUAGAGAAGAUUCCCAGAGAAGGCCAAUCAGGGCAUAUGAUGAUGGGAGGUCAAGUUCGUGCAUGAGAAUUAGUCCACAAAGAUCUGUCCGUUCUUCACCCUUUAUAACAAAAUCUUCUGUACCUGCUGCUCCUGUUAAGCCUGCUGUACCAUAUUCUCCACAUUAUCCUCAAGCAAGUGGAAUCGUGCACAAGAUCCCAUCUAUGGGUGUUGAACAUCCCAAUGUGGAAAGCUUCUUGCAGUCUCUGGGAUUGGAGAAGUAUUCCAUAUCUUUCAAGGCUGAGGAGAUAGACAUGAAAUUAUUGAAGCAAUUGGGUGACAAUGACUUGAAAGAGUUGGGUAUACCGAUGGGUCCCAGAAAGAAGAUUCUCCAAACUCUCGCGCUUCUUCCUAGACGACAUGCAUACUCUAGUGCAAAGAUAUAAUGAAGACCAGAUUUAAAUCUAUUUCUGGUGUGUAUUCAACUGUUCAUCAAAUUUCGUCAAGUUUCUCCAGUGGAUGGAUAACUCUUUGUUGUUUCACCUUGGGCUGAUAAGAGUUCCUUAUACUGUUUGUCUACUUUGACAUACUACAACCAUUGUUAAAUCAUGCAUGUAGGGUGGGAAAACAUGAGUUGUUGAUGUAUGUAUGGUUAAUCAAACAUUUUUGAGCUUCAAUUAUUCAAAGGCUGAGGAUUAUUUUAGCAUCAA